AUGUCAUUUGACAUUCAAAAAUAAAAAAAAACUCAAGACAAUAAAAUAACAAUGGUUAAUGAAAUGGUCUUUCUAAAUAUGACUAUUUAAUCACCUGUCAAAAUAACACCAUUAUUAAAAAAAUAAAAAACUAGAAAACAAUACAAAAGAGCUGCAACUAUCAUUGAUGAUGAUGAUUUAUAUAAAGGACCAUUUGAAGACAGUAGAGUAACAAGAAUGAUCUUUGAGAAAUAUAGAAUAGUUGAAUUAACUCGAUUCUGGUUUAUAAUUGCAUGUAUGGUGCUAACGAUUUUAGAAGUAUAAAUGUUUUGAAUUAGUAUGAAUAUAGUUUUUCAACAUUCCUUACGAAGACAAUGGAAUAAGAAUUGAAUGUCCUUUUGUAUCUAAUAUUCUAUAUGUCAAUAAUAAUUAUUUUGCUUACAAUUAUAGCUUACCUAAUAGAACUUGAAUAUAGAAAAUGUUCUAAAAUUAUUUCCAAUAAAGCAUCACUUAUAUAAACUAACUUAAUAUGGGGAUUAUUAAGUGAAAUUAUAAUUAUAAUUCCAACAUCAAAUCCUUUUACUAAAGGUUAUUAUGUUGAAUUUGAAUAAAGAGGAACUACAGAAAGUAGAUUUUAUAUGGUAAAUGAAAUUUUAACAUAUAUCAUGUUUUUCAGGCUCUAUUUGCUUCUUAAUUUAGGUUUUAAAUUUUAGACUUAUUAUUCAAAUCGAAUAGGAAGAGUAUGGUAUAAAAUUGAUAAAAAUUUAUAUAGUCGUUUAUAUUAGACUCGUUUUGGAACUCAUCUGAUGUUGAAAUUAUGUAUACGUUAAUUCCCUUUUUAUACUUUGACUUGGUUAUUUAUUGUUGGGUUUAUACAAUACACUUAUUAAUUAGAGAUAUCAGAAAGACCACUCUUAAGAACUUUUGAUUCUUUAGAUAAUUAUGGCUUAACCAAAAGUUUAUGGGUUACUAUGAUAACAGUAGCAACAGUAGGUUAUGGAGAUUUCUUUCCUUAUACUGAUUUAGGUAGAAUAGCAAUGACAUUGGGAUUAUUUUAUGGUGUUACCAUAACAUCAUUAUUUACAGCUAUUUUAUACAAUAUGUUAUAAGCAACAUCUGGAGAGUAUCAAUCUUGGGCUUUAUUGGACAAAGCUAUAAUAACAAAGAAUAUAAAAAAAGCAAGUUCAAGAAUAUUUUUUUAUUUAAAUGAGUUAAGAAAAGGAAAGAAAUUAUAAAAAGUUCAAGUGAUGAAUAACAAUAAUAAUUUAGAGGAAACAUUAUUUAAUUUAGAAAGAUUUCUAUAAGAUGUAGGGAUGUUGAAAAGGUAUUAAAUUAUUUAUUUAUUCAAUAGAAUGCAUAGAGAUAUUGAUGGAGAAGAAUUCUAAGAAAUGAUUAAACGAAAAUUUGGGGAUGCUAAUUGUAAAUUCAAAGAGAUUAAAUAACAAAUAUAUAAAUUUAGUGAAUAAUAAAUUUUAAUUCAGACUCACCUAUCUAAACUAUUAUAAAAUUCUAUAUUGGAAAAAGAAUAGAAUUAAAUACAAUAGAUAUAAUUUUCAUCUAUUUCUCAAUAGAUUAGUAAGAAAAAAAUAAGUACAGAAGAGGAGAAACUUAGCAAAGAUGAUGAAUUUUUCAAUAAUUUAGAUGAUUCACAAAGAGAUUCAUGUUUAAUGAGUUUCCAUGAUUGA
Messenger RNA from Paramecium primaurelia, 1664 nucleotides. NCBI's taxonomy places the organism in Eukaryota, Ciliophora, Oligohymenophorea, Peniculida, Parameciidae. The record is from the annotation of a GenBank genome assembly.